Messenger RNA from Quercus lobata, 2502 nucleotides. Its product is annotated as receptor-like protein EIX2. Gene Ontology annotation, molecular function: protein binding. The transcript has a single exon. Bases 1 to 2502 code for a protein of 833 amino acids. The record is from RefSeq and is a predicted model, not a curated record. Lineage: Eukaryota; Viridiplantae; Streptophyta; Magnoliopsida; Fagales; Fagaceae.
AUGCAUCUUGACCUUCAUAGCAACAGCUUCAACGUGGAAGCCGAUAAUUUGGAUUGGCUGCCAAGUCUCUCUUCUUUGAAGUACCUAGAUAUGGGGGGACGAAAUCUCACAGGAGCAAAUUGGCUGCAUGCAGUUAAUAUGCUUCCUUCCCUUCAUGAGUUACAUUUAUCUGAGUGUGAGCUUGAUCACCGCCUACUACCUUCUCUUCCAUUUGUCAAUUUCACAUCUCUUUUUGUACUCGAUUUAUCAAACAACCAAUUUAACUCUUCCAUACCUCAGUGGCUGUUUAAUCUUACGAGCCUCACAAUUCUUGAUCUCAGCUUUAAUUCUUUACAAGGUACCAUUCCAUACAAUUUUGUGAACCUAAGAAAUCUUGAGCACCUUGAUUUGAGUGAAAAUCCAUACAUCACGGGUAAUUUGCCAAGCUUUUUAGGAAAUCUUUGUAAAUUGAAGACUUUAUCUCUUAAAUCGACCAAUAUUGGUGGCAAUAUUGGUGGAUUUUUAGGUCAUUUCUCAACUUGCCUGAACAGUAGCCUUGAGUUCGUAGAUUUGAGUCUUAAUGAGCUGUUAGGAAACAUUCCUGAUUCAUUGGGGAGACUUGAGAGAUUGAAAUAUCUCAAUCUCUAUUACAACCAUUUUGGGAGUUCAAUUCCACCUUCUAUUGGCAACUUGUCAUCCUUGCAGCAGUUGGACCUCUCUUUUAAUGAGAUGAAUGGAACCAUUCCUGAAAGUUUUGGCCAACUCUCAAAACUUGUCAUCUUGGAUCUCAGUGUGAAUUCUUGGAAAGGUGUCAUCACAGAAACCCAAUUGACAAAUCUAUCAAGACUAGAAGAUUUUAUACUAACAACUUAUACCAACCACUCUCUAGUUUUCAAUGUGACUUAUAACUGGGUUCCUCCUUUUAGGCUCAAAACUCUGGAACUAGAAAGCUGUCUCGUUGGCCCCAAAUUUCCUGUAUGGCUUCAAGUUCAAAAUGAGCUCGUGUAUGUCAACCUUAAAAAUGUUAGAAUCGCAGACACUAUACCUGAUGAAUGGUUCUCUAGGAUAUCUUCUCAACUCACUGACUUGGAUCUAUCCAACAAUCAAAUCACAGGGAUGUUGCCACACCAAUUAGUAUAUCCAAAUUUAAAUAUUAUUGAUCUAAGUGAUAAUUGCUUCAAGGGUCCUAUCCCACUUUGGUUUACUAAUGCGACCCAACUAUAUUUAAAAAGCAAUUUUUUUUCAGGCCCUAUCCCAUCAGAUAUUGGUGAUCUAAUGCCAUGCUUGCAAAUUUUAGAUCUGUCGGAGAACCAUCUCAAUGGUAAAAUUCCAUCAUCCAUACAAAAAAUGGUCUAUCUUAAAAUACUUUACCUCAAGAGCAAUCGACUUUCCAGGGAGCUUCCUAAUCAUUGGAGUGAGUUAAAAAGUUUGCAGGUUAUGGAUAUUUCAUAUAACCACCUGCAUGGAAAAAUUCCGAGAUCAAUGGGUUUCUUGAGUUCCCUUUCUAUAUUAGUGCUGAGAAACAACCAUCUUUACGGAGAAAUUCCUUCUACUUUACAAAAAUGUUCUCUUUUGAGCAUUGAUCUUGGUGGGAAUCGUUUUUCAGGGAACCUUCCAUCAUGGAUAGGACCAAAUAUCUUAAUUCUACGUUUACGGUCCAAUCUAUUCAGUGGAAUCAUCCCUCGAGAAUGGUGCAGUCUUUCAUUCCUUCACAUCCUAGAUAUUGCACAAAACAAUCUUUUUGGAGGCAUUCCAUACUACUUAAAUAAUUUGGCUACUUUGGUUUACAGCAACAACACUGAUCUAUACAACUCUUUGGAUCCAGACUUGAUAUAUAUUGAAAAAGCAAUCAUAGUGACAAAAGGAGGAGAGUUGCAAUAUGAUACUACUCUCAAAUAUGAUAACACCAUUGAUCUUUCAGGGAACAAUUUGACAGGAAUAAUUCCUGAUGAAAUAACAAGUCUCAAGGGAUUAGGUACGUUAAACUUGUCAAUGAAUCAUCUAACUGGAAAGAUUCCUGAUAGUAUUGGGAACUUGCGGUGGCUAGAAACGCUAGAUCUCUCAAACAACAAUAUUUCUGGACCUAUUCCUGAAAGCUUGUCUUCUUUGACCUCCUUGGCACAUUUGAACUUGUCUUUCAACAACUUGGCUGGAAGAAUCCCGUCUGGCAAUCAGCUCCAAACACUAAAUGAUGCAUCCAUCUAUGAGGGCAACCCUUCGUUGUGUGGCACUCCUCUUCUAACCAAGUGCCAUGGAGAUGAAACAUCUGAUGAGCCAAAUUUUAGUCGUGGCAAUUCUGAAGACAAGCAUGGUGGAGAUGAUUUUGAAAGGCUAUGGUUCUAUGUUUGCGUUGGAUUUGGGUUUGUUGUAGGCUUCUGGAGUGUUUGUGGCACCUUGCUGGUGAAGAAGUCAUGGAGGCAUUGGUAUUUUCGUUUUUGUGAUGAUAUCAAAGAUAGGAUAGCACUAAUAAUUGCUUUGAAAGUGGUUCGUUGGAAAAGGAAAUUGGGGCUUGAAAAAAAUUGA